UGGUCCUUGUGCACGUUUUGGUUUUGUUGUGUUUUGAUUCUUUGUUUUCGGAUAUCAAUGGAACGAAAAGAGCCCAAUUCUUUUCAAGCUUUGGGUCUGCGCCCUUGGCUGGCUAAACAACUAACCAAAGUGGGCUUAAAAGAUGCCACACCCAUACAGAAAAGCUGCAUCCCUGCAAUUCUUUCUGGUCAGGAUUGUAUUGGCGCGGCCAAGACAGGAUCUGGCAAAACCUUUGCAUUUGCUUUGCCCAUCUUGGAGAAGUUAAGCGAGGAACCUGUUAGCCACUUUGCUUUAGUGCUGACGCCCACACAUGAACUGGCCUACCAGAUAUCUGAACAAUUUUUAGUAGCUGGCCAACCAAUGGGGGUGCGGGUAUGCGUGGUAUCAGGAGGUACAGAUCAGAUGAUCGAGAGCCAGAAGUUAAUGCAGCGUCCACAUAUUGUGGUGGCCAUGCCCGGUCGACUAGCGGAUCAUUUAACUGGUUGUGAUACCUUCUCCUUCGACAAUUUAAAAUAUCUUGUAGUAGAUGAGGCGGAUCGCAUGCUGAAUGGAGAUUUUGAUGCCAGUUUGGCGAUCAUCGAGAAAUCGCUGCCAAAAGCCAGACAGAACUUGUUCUUUUCCGCCACCAUGAAGGACUUUAUAAAGGAUUCUAGCAUAUUCCCGAUAGCAAAUGAAUGCUUUGAAUGGUCUGAAGAAUCACAAGUUGCCACUGUAGAUACCUUAGAUCAGCGAUAUUUGCUUUGUGCUGACUAUGAUCGGGAUAUGGUAUUAAUUGAGGCCUUGCGUAAAUAUCGCGACGAGAAUCCAAAUUCAAAUGUUAUGAUUUUUACCAACACCAAGAAGUACUGCCAACUGUUGUCGAUGACCCUCCAGAAUUUAGACAUUGAAAAUGUCUGCCUGCAUGGCUUCAUGCGACAAAAGGAGCGCGUUGCGGCAAUAAGUCGUUUUAAAUCGAAUCAUAUACGCACAUUGAUUGCCACCGAUGUGGCUGCUCGUGGCCUGGACAUACCUAGUGUUCAGUUGGUUAUCAAUCAUAUGUUGCCCCGCACACCUAAGGAAUAUAUACAUCGUGUUGGUCGCACAGCGCGAGCCGGACGCAGUGGCAUGUCUAUUUCGAUCUUUCGAUUCCCCAGAGACUUGGAGCUGCUUGGCUCCAUUGAAGAUGAAAUUAACACAAAGCUUCAGGAGCAUCCUAUUGACCAGCGUAUGGUAGAACGAAUAUUUAUGCAAGUAAAUGUCACGCGACGCGAGUCCGAGAUGAAACUAGACAACAAUGACUUUGAUGAACGUGCCCAAAACUAUAGACGCAAAACUUGGAUCAUUGAAGGAAAGGACCCUGAUCAAAUGGAAGCGCUUUACCGCAAAAAGCAAAAGGAUAAAUUAAAAGAAAUCCGCCGUAAACGCAAGGAGCAGCAAGAGAAGUCAUUAGGCAGUGAUGAGAAACAGGCUUUGAUGCAAGAUGAACGCUUUCAAACCAUGGACAAAGAGCGUUUUGAAAAGAGACCUAAACGAAAAAGUGAGACGGCCAAUUUAAAACAUCCCAAUGCGAUAAAGAAAACGAAAACCAAACCAAGUUAAAACCAACUUUGUACAUUAAAUUGUUUAUAACAAGACACAAAAAAAUUGAACUUGAUAUUGCACUAACCUAAGCAGUAGUUUGGGCAAAAUGCGGAUUAAAUAAUUUGCAAAAGUUUUACACAGAGAA
This is a messenger RNA of Drosophila willistoni, 1705 nucleotides long. RefSeq names its product probable ATP-dependent RNA helicase Dbp45A (gene Dbp45A). The record is from RefSeq and is a predicted model, not a curated record. Gene Ontology annotation, molecular function: ATP binding; nucleic acid binding; RNA helicase activity. The coding region runs from base 58 to 1578 and encodes 506 amino acids. NCBI's taxonomy places the organism in Eukaryota, Metazoa, Arthropoda, Insecta, Diptera, Drosophilidae. The transcript has 5 exons.